Messenger RNA from Habropoda laboriosa, 1430 nucleotides. RefSeq names its product dnaJ homolog subfamily C member 7 (gene Tpr2). The record is from RefSeq and is a predicted model, not a curated record. NCBI's taxonomy places the organism in Eukaryota, Metazoa, Arthropoda, Insecta, Hymenoptera, Apidae. The transcript has 10 exons. Bases 24 to 1430 code for a protein of 468 amino acids. Gene Ontology annotation, molecular function: protein binding.
AGUAUUUGUAAAAACAUACAGUGAUGAUAAAGAGUCCCGAGUUUUCCAAAGAAAUGGUAGAGAAGCGGAAUGAGUUUGCCAAGAAACUUUAUUUAGAUAAAAAAUAUAAGGAAGCAGUGAAAGAGUACAGUGAACUUAUUGAUCUGUGUCCAAAAUCCAAUGCAUUAUAUUAUAGAAACAGAGCAGCAUGUUACAUGAUGAUUGGAACAUAUCAUCGUGCUUUGGAAGAUGCGAAAAAGUGCAUUGAAUUGGAUCCCAAACAGCCCAAAGAUUAUACAAGAGUUAUAAGAUGUUGUUUAUUUUUGGGAGAAAUUGUUCAAGCUGAAUUUACUUUAUCAAAGUUGACAGAACUUGAUCCUGAAAAUAAGUCUGUUGCUACAAAAGUAAGGAUCAUAAUAGAAUAUGUAAAAAGGUAUCUUAAAGAUGCAGAUGAGGCAUAUGAUGUUAAGGAUUAUCGUAAGGUUGUAUACUGCAUGGACCGUAUUUGCGAUGUGAGUACUGCUAGUACAAGGUUUAAAUUAACCAAAGCUGAAUGCUUGGCAUUUUUAGAAAGGUAUCAGGAAGCACAAGAAAUAGCAAAUGACAUUUUACAUAUUGAUAAGCAAAAUGCAGAUGCCAUAUAUAUUCGUGGUAUGUGUCAGUAUUUCGAAGAUAAUAUUGACAAGGCAUAUCUACACUUUCAGCAAGUGCUCAGAUUGGCGCCAGAUCAUGCCAAAGCAUUAGAAAUAUAUAAGCGAGCCAAAAGCUUGAAAACGGAAAAAGAGAAAGGAGCCGCGGCUUAUUUACUGAAGCAGUAUUCACAAGCAUAUAGAUAUUACACACAAGCCUUGACUAUAGAUCCCCUAAACAAAAUUACAAAUGCAAAACUUCAUUUCAAUAAAGCAUUAGUCGCAGCAAAGUUAGGUGCAUUAAACGAAUCAAUAGUAGAAUGUACAGAAGCACUAAAACUAGAUGAAAAUUAUUUGAAAGCCCUUCUGAAAAGAGCGACUUCUUAUAUGGAACUUAAAGAAUACGAAAAAGCUAUUCAUGAUUUCGAGAAAGCGUGUAAACUGGAUAAGAGUCGCGAUAGCAAACGAUUGCUGAUGGAAGCGAAAUUAGCAUUGAAACAAUCAAAGAGGAAAGAUUAUUAUAAGAUUUUAGGUAUUGGUAAGAAUGCAUCGACUGAUGACAUCAAAAAAGCGUACAGGAAACGGGCAAUGGUACAUCAUCCUGAUCGACACCCUAAUGCAACGGAAGGGGAAAAGAAAGAACAAGAAAAGAAGUUUAAGGAAGUCGGUGAAGCCUAUGGAAUUCUUUCUGAUCCUAAAAAGCGAUCUCGUUAUGACAGUGAACACGAUAUCGAUGACGGAGAUAUUGAAUUCCAAACGUACUUUGGUCAAUCUGACCACUUCCAAUUCUAUACAGCCGGUUAUAAUUACAACCGUCUUUAG